This is a messenger RNA of Coffea eugenioides, 1526 nucleotides long. RefSeq lists its product as uncharacterized. NCBI's taxonomy places the organism in Eukaryota, Viridiplantae, Streptophyta, Magnoliopsida, Gentianales, Rubiaceae. The record is from RefSeq and is a predicted model, not a curated record. The coding region runs from base 233 to 661 and encodes 142 amino acids. The transcript has 2 exons.
GUGCUUUUUUGUUCCUUGCCAGUGAGUUGCGUUCAUUUUGUUUUGAAGAGGAUUUCAAUGGACCUUGUUUCUCUCUUAGCAUUACUGCAUAAAUGCAGGAAUCGAUAGUUGUUGUUGUGAUUGGUAUUUAACCACCCCCCGGAUUCUGCAGCAAGCACUGAAUUUGACUGAAGUCUGGGGAAACUCCGGCAAAUCAAAUGUUCUAGGUUAAGGUGGAAGUAUUAAGUUGAUAAUGUUGAAGCAAUCAUCUAGUAGAAACCAAAGAGUGAAAGGGUCCAAAUUGAAGCUAGCUCUUCAGAUAUGUUUACUGCUUGCCAUAUGCAUUUGGUUGCUUUAUCAAGCCAAGCAAUUCAAUGCCAGGAAGGUAGCUUUGGUGGAGAGCUCCGAAGUUGCAGCUGAAGAAGGGAAAAUUGGGUAUCCAUUAUUGAAGAUGGGGAGGAAGAAUCUUAAUCCUAGACUAGACGAACUAGCUGCAGAGUUUCGGAGAAAUCAGGAUGAUGAGCUCGAAUUUGAAGAUGAAGAAAACAAGUUCCAGGGGAACGAGGAAGAUGAGAUUGCAGGUGGAAACGGUGACAUGAGUGUUACCAGCCAGGAAAAGAUUGAAGAAGGAGAGCAUGAGCAAUUAGAGGAUUUGAUUGAUGAAGAUGACAAGGAGGAAUAGGUUAGUGUUGGAAGUGACUAAAAGGUUGCAUGUAAACGGAAUUAUAGUAUACCUAUAUAUCUUGGAAUGAAGUGAUUAUGCUUGAAAGCUUGAUUAGAGAAUAAAGCAGAAACAUCAAAUGGUUCCAAAUGCAGGUAUCUUUUGAGGUUCAACAUCAAAAAAAGAAACAGUAGCUUUAGUAGAGGAAGAAGUUAGGUACGAAAAUUUGGAAGAAUCAAUAAUUAGCUGGAAAAAUAUUGCAACAACAAGAUCCGGGCUCUGAUAUAAAGUUUGGAAUAAAGAGCUAUGUGAAAGUUGCACUUGCUGACAAACAACAUGCCAAUGGAAGGAAUCCAGAAUCCAUUUAUCCUUACAGCUGUUCAUCAGUUGAUAUAUCAGCAGAAACAGCAGGGAUAUAUCAUAAAACACAAGUGGGAAUGGGAAAAGAUCUGACUGCACCAGAAGAUACACCGUCCUCUCUUUCAACUUGCAAUUGCCAACCAGUCCACUGUGUUAUAAUACCAUCUCUUUUAGAACUUUCCACGAGAAGAUAUCAUAAUACUCCAGAGCCCAGAGCCCUGCACCUAAAUGGAGGUAAGAUUCAGCGUAGAUACUUCUUGAACCCUCUUGUGGCUUUGAGCUGUGGUGUUUGGAAAUCUUACAGUUGGAUCACUACUGAAUAUUUAGGAUUACCUUCUUGUUAUUAAAAGUGCAUUGGUGUUGUAUAAUGUAGAGAAGGCGGCUUGAGAUAGUAAAUAUUAGAAUUGAGGUUCUUAGAGAAGAAUAAAGUAGCAGUGUUCAACUUCAUAUUGGCUGGCUGAUCUAUAAGCACCUUGAAACCAAGAAUUCUAGCACUUUAAUGAAGGAUUUAUUAUAUUCCAAGUUA